AUGGAAGCCUACUACCCCUCCCAGCACACCUCGUCCCCCCAAUUCCCUCUCAUCCAGCCCCCAAACUGCCCUCUGUGCCCCAACACGCCUAAACGCAGCAGAGUUGAUUCUGCAAAGCGCAGCACCACGGCUGGUCGCCCUUACUACUACUGUCAGGCAGACCACAAACGUCGGUUUAUCACUUGGGAUGACAUGGUGGGCAUAUCCUCUGCCAACCCACGGUGUCGAUGCGGUCAUCACAGCCGACGAAACGAGGGCAAUGGACCUGUACCAAGUGCAUGGUAUAACUGCUCUUCUCGACGAUGUUCUUUCAAUCAGGACAUUGACGAAGAUGAGAUUGAUGAGUCUCCCAAUUCUAGCCCUUCGAGCUUGAAGGGCAGUUCCGCUUCCUACACGACCGCUGGUUCGUCCUAUAGUGGACACAACAUAAAGGCGAAGGCGAGAGAGGAGAAUGACAGCGAGCUUAUUGAGAAGAUGAAUGCUAUGACUGCCAAGAUCGAGCAGCUCGACACCAAGAUUGCCUCCCGGCCUUCAGCCCCUGCAAGCUCUUUUGACGACAACUGUUCUGUGCAUGGGCAUGGACGCCGCUCGCUUUUCAGUCGUCGCCGCUGCAUCUGCCAUUAG
Fusarium subglutinans is the source of this 624-nucleotide messenger RNA. RefSeq lists its product as uncharacterized. NCBI's taxonomy places the organism in Eukaryota, Fungi, Ascomycota, Sordariomycetes, Hypocreales, Nectriaceae. The transcript is spliced from 2 exons. The record is from RefSeq and is a predicted model, not a curated record. The coding region runs from base 1 to 624 and encodes 207 amino acids.